AUGGCCUCCUCUCCCAUCAAGUUCGAGAUCCCCAAGGAGUGCCAGACCUUUGCGCUGUUCAAUCAGCUUCCGACUGAGCUUCGGCUGCAGAUAUGGACCGCCAGCUUCUCAACCCCUGGAAUAAGCUUCGUCAAGCUUGAGUGUGUCGGCCGCAACUGGCGAUGGCUGUCGGCGGCCAGACGAUACCCACUGGGAUUUGGCGAUCUAGACUCCUCCAGGGAGCACCAAGAGGUGGACGAGAUAGCUGUCGAGGUCAGGAAUGAAACCAAGCCUAAGCGGCUGGUAUCUAUGCGCCUCGUCCCCUCGGUUGCAGACCCAAAGGCCGACUUUUCCAACUUUCACGACCUCAACAAGCAGCUCAGGCUGCUCAGCAUGACUUGCGGAGAGUCCCGCGACUUGGUGGACCGCCUCCUGGACAAGAAUGGCGCCGUUCGCAUGAGCAACAGCAAGCUGCUGGCUUUUCCCGGCUCGAGCGAUAUCCUGUUUCUCGAGUAUCUCUCGCCCGACCUCUUCCAAUGUCGAGGCAACUACGAUGUCAACCCCAACUGCCCCAAUCUGAAUAACAUCCGGCGAGUGGCUAUGCGGUACUGCCACCGAUGGCAUAAGAAAGACUCUCUGACGUGCUGGCAAUGUGGGCUUCUUCAUAAGGCGGAAGAGAGCAUUGCCUAUCCGAGGCACCUGUACCAGUUUCUCGCGAGGCACUUGCCCAAUCUGGAGGAGUUCUACUUUGUGGACUACCUGCUUGUGCGCAAGGAGACGCCUCCUGAUGUUGCUUUUGCCACUCACACAUGGACAGAGAGCUGGUCACCCCCCAAGUACAAGUGCGGCCCCCGAACAUACUACGAAGCAGACGACGAGACCUGGAACAUCAAGCCAGAGUUUCUUCACUUGAAAAACUGGCUGCAGGAUCACUUCAUCCGCUACUCCAAGACCAGCCAACUGAGCCGGCACAGCAACCCCGAAAAGGUGCGAUUUGGCGUGUUGGCAUGCGAGGCGGAUAUCGUCGCGCCAGUGUCGCUCACGGCACAACCUAUGCUGCCGGCUCCCAAGGGUCGCAACAAGCGUUUGCUUUGCGAAUAUCAUGCGCUGCGCCAACAACGACGACAGGUGCUUCGCCGCAGGUCUCAGACGCCGCUGCCGGUGGAUUCGCGCGUGGUGGCGGCCAACGUGCCGUUUGUCUUUGGCGACCCGGACAAUUCGUUUGACUUUACCUUUGAGGUGGACUGGAGGCGAGUGUGA
Messenger RNA from Trichoderma reesei QM6a, 1239 nucleotides. RefSeq lists its product as uncharacterized. The coding region runs from base 1 to 1239 and encodes 412 amino acids. Lineage: Eukaryota; Fungi; Ascomycota; Sordariomycetes; Hypocreales; Hypocreaceae. The transcript is spliced from 2 exons. The record is from RefSeq and is a predicted model, not a curated record.